AUGGCGAACCCGAGGUGUUUUCUGGAUAUCAGCAUUGGGGGCGAGAGGGAAGGGAGGUUGGUGGUGGAGCUGUACAGCGACGUCGUGCCUAAGACCGCGGAGAAUUUCAGAGCUCUGUGUACGGGGGAGAAAGGCGUCAGCCCUCACACCGGCGUCCCCCUCCAUUACAAGGGUUCACGCUUUAACCGUAUCAUCCGAGGAUUCAUGAUUCAAGGUGGUGAUAUAUCCUCGGAAGAUGGAGUGUCCGGAGGUUCCAUUUACGGAGAGCAUUUCGAGGAUGAGAAUUUCGAGCUGAGACAUUCGAGGAAAGGGAUACUAUCAAUGGCUAACUCCGGUCCAGACACAAACGGGUCUCAGUUUUUCAUCAUCACAACCCAAUCCUCUCACCUAGAUGGAAAGCACGUCGUUUUUGGUAAGAUGAUCAAAGGAUUUGGGGUCCUUCGCGCGCUCGAGCAUGUUAGCACUGCCGAUGAUAACUAUCCGAGUGUUGAUGUUGUGAUCAUCGAUUGUGGAGAAAUUCCCGAGGGAGCAGAUGAUGGGACAAUCAACUUCUUUGGAGAUGGCGAUAUGUACCCCGAAUCGCCUAUGGAUCUUGAUUCGAAACCUACUGAUGUCUUGUGGUUGAUUUCUGCUGUAGAGUCUAUAAAAGCCGUGGGGAAUGAGUGGUAUAAGAAACAAGACUACAAGAUGGCCACCCGAAAGUAUCGUAAGGCACUCAAGUAUAUGGAUUUGUGCUGGGAUAUGGAGGAUAGUACAUCUUUGAUGAAAACUAAGUCUCAAAUCCUUACCAAUAGCUCAACCUGCAAAUUGAAGUUGGGAGAUCUCAAAGGAGCAUUGCUGGAUGCAGACUUUGCGAUUCGUGAUGGAAAAGAUAAUCCAAAAGCUUUCUUCCGCCAAGGCCAGGUUUAUUUGGCACUCAAUAACCUGGACAAUGCGGCCCAAAGUUUUCAGAAAGCACUAGAGUUGGAGCCGACUGAUGGUGGUAUAAAGAAAGAGCUUGCUGCUGCAAAGAAGAAGAUAGCUGAUAGGCGUGAACUGGAGAAAAAAGCAUAUGCAAGGAUGUUUCAGUAG
Messenger RNA from Striga hermonthica, 1071 nucleotides. The record is from the annotation of a GenBank genome assembly. NCBI's taxonomy places the organism in Eukaryota, Viridiplantae, Streptophyta, Magnoliopsida, Lamiales, Orobanchaceae.